Messenger RNA from Exophiala spinifera, 1620 nucleotides. RefSeq lists its product as uncharacterized. The record is from RefSeq and is a predicted model, not a curated record. The transcript has 2 exons. NCBI's taxonomy places the organism in Eukaryota, Fungi, Ascomycota, Eurotiomycetes, Chaetothyriales, Herpotrichiellaceae. Bases 1 to 1620 code for a protein of 539 amino acids.
AUGAAGAUCACUCAGUAUCUUCCGUCGUUGCAAAGCGAAAUAAUCGGAGAGUAUGAUGAUGACCAUGCCCUGGCAUAUUUUAGAGGCAUUCCAUAUGCAACGGUCACCAAACGAUGGACACACAGUCAACCCCAACAUUCUCUACAAAACCCCUUCAAUGCCACCGCGUUCGGCCCAAGGUGUGUUCAAGAAGAAGGCGAGGUGCUUGUGAGUGGAGGAACAAAUGAUCCGACACCGGGGGACGAUGAAUUCAGCUGCCUCAAUUUGAACAUUUGCGUACCACGGGAGAGCUUGCAACAAUUUGAAAAUGGUCAUACCAGGGAAAGAAUCCCUGUCAUGUUCUGGAUCCAUGGCGGUGGGUUCAAAUACGGCGCCAACUCGGUGGCACGGUAUCGCCCGCACCGUCUCUGUUCCAUGGCCAGGAAAUCCGGUCAUCCCAUAAUUCUCGUACAGGUGGGAUACCGCCUUGGGGCGCUUGGCUUUGCCGCCUCGGAAGACCUUCUCGCAGAGAUGAAAGAAGAGUCUGGGCCUGAAGUCGCAGGCUCCAAUGGCAAAAAAUCAAUUGCAGACUCGAUUGUCGGGAAUUUUGGUUUUGUCGACCAACGCAAUGCCCUGAAAUGGGUCCAAGAACACAUCCAGGAUUUUGGUGGUGAUCCGGAAAGUGUGACAGCCUUCGGAAUCAGUGCUGGCAGUGCCAGUGUCCAUGAUCAUAUCUUGACAGGUGAGCCAAUGUUUGACCGGGCCAUUUGCAUGUCAGGCGCGGCUCCUACCCUGGGGCCUCUCCCAUUCGCACAAUAUCAGCAGGCAUGGGACCAUCUAUGCAGCAAGGUAGGCGUUUCAGGAGAACCAACGAAGGUGCGGCUGGACAGACUGAGGGCAUUGCCACCCCAUGAGAUCCUCCGAAGUUACUCGACUGCGGCUAUGGGCCCGAUGGCCGACGGUGUCUUGCUGCCCAAGUCUUGGACAUUCCAACAGCCGAAUCAGACAAGAUGUUUAUCAUUAAUUGUCGGAGAUACCAACGUCGAAGGCAUCAUUUUUGAUGGGGUUGCCAGGCGAUGGAAGCCUUCGCAAUUGGCAAAAAAGGUUCGGGAAUUACUCUCGGAAACACAAGCGAGCGAUUUCUUUCGCCUGUUUGCCUUCACUGGGGACGACGAACAGCCAUGGGAGACCUACCGAAAUUCGAUGCGGCGCUUCAUGUCUGUAAUCAUGUUUCACUUCCCAAACACACGCAUCGCAGAGACCUUUCAAUCUUCGGGGGGUGGCGACGCAUUCCUCUACCAUUUCGAAGAGCCAUCCCCGUUUCCAGGGCCAACCUAUGGCGUGUCAUAUCACGGCCAAUGCGCCAUGUACAUGUACGGAGUGGAAAAUGAUUCCCUACCCAUUGAAUCGCAGAGAAUUGCCGAGACCAUGGCAGAAAUCUGGACGAGCUUUGCUUAUGGCGAAGUGCCUUGGGAAUCUUACACGGUGGCGGAGCGAUUCAUGCGAUUUGGGCCUAAGGGAACUAUUGAACUUCGAGACGCAGGGAGCGAUGAAACCCGGCAAUAUGGAUAUGUGGCUUGGCUAAGUGAAAAUUUUGAGGAUGCAAUGCGGUUGGCUCGAGAAAUACUGCAAGUAGAAUGA